Messenger RNA from Raphanus sativus (radish), 3155 nucleotides. RefSeq names its product pyruvate, phosphate dikinase 1, chloroplastic. NCBI's taxonomy places the organism in Eukaryota, Viridiplantae, Streptophyta, Magnoliopsida, Brassicales, Brassicaceae. The record is from RefSeq and is a predicted model, not a curated record. Gene Ontology annotation, biological process: phosphorylation; pyruvate metabolic process. Gene Ontology annotation, molecular function: ATP binding; pyruvate, phosphate dikinase activity; kinase activity.
UAUAUCUAAUAAUUAAGAACCAACAAAAAUAAAAUAAAUUAAGCUCAGAGAACCUUCUUUUAUAUAAAACGUCAGCCAUUUCUACUCUCACUAAUAGCUCACCAUCAAGACAUCAAACACCAAUUUCUAUUUCACGAAAAUGAAAAGUAUGAUCCUGAAGACAACACCAGAACUCUUCCAAGGAUAUGGAGUGCACCGUACGGAUCAUCUUGGCGAAAACCGAUUGGUUAGUCGAUCAUACCGGCUAGGUAAUGGAUCAAGCCGGUUUGCUAAAAUUGGCACAAUCCAUUGCCAACGGUUUAGCAUAGCAAAAACCGGUUUGAAUCGUGAGGUAAAGGCACGAGCCAUCCUUAGCCCUGUGUCCGAGCCGGCCGCUACCCAAACCAAAAAGCGAGUGUUCACCUUCGGAAAAGGUAGAAGCGAAGGAAACAAGGGCAUGAAGUCCUUGUUGGGAGGUAAAGGAGCGAACCUGGCGGAGAUGGCAAGCAUAGGCUUGUCGGUGCCGCCGGGACUAACCAUAUCAACGGAGGCUUGUCAGCAAUAUCAGGUCGCUGGCAAGAAACUUCCAGAAGGUUUAUGGGAAGAGAUUCUAGAAGGUCUUAGCUUCAUUGAACGUGACAUUGGAGCUUCCCUCGCCGAUCCCUCCAAGCCACUCCUCCUCUCCGUCCGCUCCGGCGCCGCCAUCUCUAUGCCCGGUAUGAUGGAUACCGUACUCAACCUUGGUUUAAACGACCAAGUUGUGGUCGGUCUAGCCGCCAAAAGUGGAGAGCGUUUCGCUUAUGAUUCUUUCCGGCGGUUUCUUGAUAUGUUCGGUGAUGUUGUCUUAGGGAUUCCACACGCCAAGUUUGAAGAGAAGCUGGAGAGCAUGAAGGAGAGCAAAGGAGUCAAAAACGACACCGAGUUAAGCGCCACUGAUCUCAAAGAAUUGGUUGAGCAGUACAAGAGCGUUUACUUGGAGGUCAAGGGUCAAGAGUUUCCUUCAGAACCGAAGAAGCAACUGGAGCUAGCGAUUGAAGCGGUGUUCGACUCUUGGGAUAGCCCUAGAGCCAUCAAGUACAGAAGCAUUAACCAGAUAAGUGGACUGAAAGGAACCGCGGUGAACAUUCAGUGUAUGGUGUUUGGAAACAUGGGAGACACUUCAGGAACUGGUGUUCUCUUCACCAGGAACCCUAGUACCGGAGAGAAGAAGCUCUAUGGCGAGUUUCUCGUCAACGCUCAGGGAGAGGAUGUGGUUGCUGGGAUAAGAACUCCAGAAGAUUUGGACACAAUGAAGAGAGUAAUGCCUCAGGCUUACGCGGAACUUGUAGAGAACUGCGACAUCUUAGAGGGGCAUUACAAAGACAUGAUGGAUAUCGAAUUCACGGUACAAGAGGAGAGAUUGUGGAUGCUGCAAUGUAGAGCGGGUAAGAGAACUGGUAAAGGUGCGGUGAAGAUAGCAGUUGAUAUGGUAGGUGAAGGUCUUGUAGAUAAAUCUACUGCAAUCAAAAUGGUGGAGUCUCAACAUCUUGAUCAGCUUCUUCACCCACAGUUUCAUGAUGUGUCGGGGUACCGUGAAAAAGUGGUGGCAAAGGGGUUACCAGCGUCUCCAGGAGCGGCGGUUGGACAAGUUGUGUUCACGGCGGAGGAAGCCGAAGCUUGGCAUUCUCAGGGCAAGAACGUGAUUCUGGUUCGAACGGAGACAAGCCCUGAAGAUGUUGGAGGCAUGCACGCGGCUGAAGGAAUACUAACGGCGAGAGGAGGAAUGACGUCACACGCGGCGGUUGUUGCUCGUGGUUGGGGGAAAUGUUGCAUCGCUGGGUGCUCAGAGAUUCGCGUCGACGAGAACCAUAAGGUUCUUUUGAUUGGAGAUUUGACGAUAAAUGAAGGUGAAUGGAUCUCGAUGAACGGAACAACAGGUGAAGUUAUAUUAGGAAAACAAGCAUUGGCUCCUCCGGCUUUAAGUGCAGAUCUUGAGACUUUCAUGUCUUGGGCUGAUUCUGUCAGACGUCUCAAGGUUAUGGCGAAUGCGGAUACACCUGAAGAUGCCAUUGCAGCUAGGAAGAACGGCGCUGAAGGGAUCGGUCUUUGCAGAACAGAGCAUAUGUUCUUUGGCGCAGAUAGGAUCAAAGCAGUGAGGAAGAUGAUAAUGGCAGUGACAACAGAGCAAAGGAAAGCUUCUCUAGACGUCUUGCUUCCUUCACGUUCUGAUUUCGAAGGGAUCUUCCUUGCGAUGGACGGUUUACCAGUAACAAUCCGUUUGUUAGACCCUCCGCUUCACGAGUUUCUCCCUGAAGGUGAUUUGGAUGCUAUAGUACACGACGUAGCUGAAGAAACAGGCAUGAAAGAAGAUGUCAUCUUGUCACAGAUUGAGAAACUCUCUGAAGUCAACCCAAUGCUUGGUUUCCGUGGUUGCAGGCUUGGAAUAUCAUAUCCAGAGUUAACAGAAAUGCAAGCACGUGCGAUUUUCGAAGCAGCAGCGUCGAUGCAGAAACAAGGGGUUACUGUUCUUCCUGAGCUUAUGGUUCCACUUGUAGGAACUCCUCAGGAACUGGGACAUCAAGUUAAUGUAAUCAGGAACGUUGCAAAGAAAGUAUUUGCUGAAACGGGUCAUACCGUGAGCUACAAGGUUGGGACAAUGAUUGAGAUCCCACGAGCCGCGCUCAUUGCAGAUGAGAUUGCGGAAGAGGCAGAGUUUUUCUCGUUUGGGACAAAUGACUUGACACAGAUGACAUUUGGAUACAGUAGAGACGAUGUUGCAAAGUUUUUACCGAUUUACCUCGCCAAAGGAAUUUUACAAAACGACCCUUUUGAGGUUCUUGAUCAAAGAGGUGUAGGGCAACUUGUCAAGAUGGCCACAGAAAAAGGAAGAGCGGCUAGGCCUAACCUCAAGGUUGGAGUGUGUGGAGAACAUGGAGGAGAGCCAUCAUCGGUUGCAUUCUUUGCUGAAGUAGGACUUGACUAUGUCUCUUGUUCUCCUUUCAGGGUUCCUAUUGCAAGGCUAGCAGCCGCUCAAGUUGUUGCAUGAUGACAUCUUGAUGGCAUUAUUCUGUGAAUAAAAAAUGAAAACUAGAUUUUUGGAAGAAAAUCAAAGAAAUUGCUUUUUUUAACUUUUUGUCUAAAAAAUAAUUUCAUGGAUUAACCGAAGUGUUAAUAAAAGAAAGAAUACUGUUGGGAUA